This is a messenger RNA of Oryza sativa Japonica Group (Japanese rice), 2164 nucleotides long. RefSeq names its product UDP-glycosyltransferase CGT. The record is from RefSeq and is a predicted model, not a curated record. Gene Ontology annotation, molecular function: UDP-glycosyltransferase activity. NCBI's taxonomy places the organism in Eukaryota, Viridiplantae, Streptophyta, Magnoliopsida, Poales, Poaceae.
UAAAGUUAAAAAAAAGAAUACUUAUUUGGUGACCCCAUUUAUGUAAUUUGUUUGCCGUAAAGAACUCUACCUAAGCAAUCAAGAUGACAAGAUCGUUCCAACUCUCUUUUCUUGGCGAACAAACUUAUGCUUCUUAUGCAUGCUCGAUUUGAUGACACCUAACCUAGCCGCCUCUGUGGAAGUCAUUCCGUUGUCAAAAUAAUCCAAAAAUUAAUGUUAGGUAGCCCCCAAAGGUAAAGAUAAACUGUACUACAUAUACAAAUCUACCCACACAACUAGUAGCAUUAAGCACUACGCAUCAAACAACAGCUGAACUGUUGAGUCCCAAGAAGUCAAGAACCCAAGGUGUUCGACCAUGUGUUCGGCGGCAACACCCAACUCCGGCGACGUCCGUGCUACCCCAGGAUCAUCGCGGCCGCACGUCGUCCUCCUACCAAGCGCCGGCAUGGGCCACCUGGUUCCCUUCACCCGCCUCGCCGCCGCGCUGUGCUCCGGCCAUGGCUGCGACGUGUCCCUCGUCGCGGCCGUGCCCACCGUGUCGUCGGCCGAGGCACGCCACCUCGCCGCGCACUUCACCGCGUUCCCCGCCGUUCGACGGCUCGAGCUCGACCUCGCGUCCCUCGACGUGUCCGAGUUCGCCGGCGCCGACCCGUUCUACGUCCGUUACGAGGCCAUCCGCCGGUCGGCGUCGCUCCUGGCGCCGCUCCUCGCCGGCGGCGCGUCGGCGGCGGCGUCGGCGCUGGUCGCUGACAUCGCCUUGGCCUCCGUUGUGAUACCGGUGGCCAAGGACCUCCGCCUCCCGUGCUACGUCUUCUUCACCGCCUCCGCCACGAUGUUCUCCUUCCUCGCCUACCUGCCCACCUACCUCGACGCCAACGCCGGCGGCGGGCACGCCAUCGGCGACGUCGACGUCCCCGGCGUGUGCCGCGUUCCGACGUCAUCCGUCCCGCAGGCGCUGCACGACCCGGACGACAUCUUCACCCGGCAGUUCAUCGCGAACGCUCGCAGCCUCGCGAACGCAGACGGCCUCGUCGUCAACGCGUUCGACGCCCUGGAGCCGGAGGCCGUCGCGGCGUUGCGGCAGGGAACCGUCGCCGCCGGGUUACCGCCGGUGUUCGCCGUUGGGCCACUCAGCCCGGCGCCCAUUCCGGCGAAAGAUUCAGGCAGCUACUUGCCGUGGCUCGACGCGCAGCCGGCGCGGUCGGUGGUUUACGUCAGCUUCGGCAGCCGCAAGGCGUUGCCAAGAGACCAGCUGAGCGAGCUCGCCGCCGGGCUAGAAGCAAGCGGCCACCGUUUCUUGUGGGUGGUGAAGGGCGCCGUCGUGGACAGAGACGACGCCGGCGAGCUCACCGACCUGCUCGGAGAAGCCUUCCUGCAGAGAAUCCAUGGCCGUGGCCUCGUGACCAUGGCGUGGGUGCGUCAAGAGGAGGUCCUGAACCACCCCUCCGUCGGUCUGUUCAUCAGCCACUGCGGGUGGAACUCGGUGACGGAGGCGGCGGCGAGCGGCGUGCCGGUGGUGGCGUGGCCGAGGUUCGCCGACCAGCGGGUGAACGCCGGCGUGGUGGCGCGCGCGGGGAUCGGCGUGUGGGUGGACACCUGGAGCUGGGAGGGGGAGGAUGAUGGGGUGGUGAGCGCGGAGGACAUCGCCGGGAAGGUGAGGUCGGCGAUGGCCGACGAGGGUGUAAGGAAGGCGGCGGCGAGCGUCCGUGAGGCCGCGGCGAGGGCGGUGGCCGCCGGAGGGAGCAGCUACCGGAGCUUGGCGGAGUUGGUGCGACGGUGCCGUGAUGGGCUUGUCAUCACGAACGGAAUGUGAGAGAAGCGAGGAGAAGACGGAAUGGGCAAACGUCCAAACGAAAUGGCAGCAUCUUCAAGCAUUGUCAGUCAGUCACCACAGUCCACAGGUGGUAGGCUCACAUCAUAAAAAACCUUUUUGUUCCAUGAUAAGCACACAUGCACGAGAUGUCACCAACAAUUUCAACCAAAAUUAUCAACCCAAAUAGUAUUUCAACCACUAGAGGUUAUCCAAAAUAAAGCUUUGUGGUUGUUAUUUGUCCAGAUAGUUGGGGGAGGGGUAUAAUUCUUUAUUUCAAUUAUGUCAACUAGCUGGCCGGUCCGCGCAAUUGCGUGGCUAACAUCUAAACAAAAUCAUAUAUAUUUUUCAGUA